UGCCACUUAAAGGCUCUGGGAGCCGCAGCCGUCGGGUCGCCGCGGCUUUCGCUUUGCCGCCGCUGUAGGGCGGGCGGGAGCAGCCGGCUCCGUCGCCGGCUCUACUCGCGUCCCUUCCCCGCAGCACCCAGGGGCGCUCCUCGUGCAACCCUCCCGGCUCGGGGAUUCCCGUCCGAGCCCGCGCCCCCGGGCUCCCCGCCUCAGCCACCCCGCGGCCCCGAUGCCGAGGUAUGGAUAGAGCGGCACGGCGAGCGGCGGCGAUGGGGGAGAAGAAGGAGGGCGGCGGCGCGGGGGACGCGGCGGCCGCCGAGGGGGGCGCCGGAGCCGCGGCCAGCCGGGCGCUGCAGCAGUGCGGGCAGCUGCAGAAGCUCAUCGAUAUCUCCAUCGGCAGCCUGCGCGGGCUGCGCACCAAGUGCGCCGUGUCCAACGACCUCACCCAGCAGGAGAUCCGGACCCUGGAGGCCAAGCUGGUCCGGUAUAUUUGCAAGCAACGGCAGUGCAAGCUGAGCGUGGCUCCUGGUGAGAGGACCUCCGAGCUCAACAGCUACCCUCGCUUCAGUGACUGGCUGUACACCUUCAAUGUGAGGCCAGAGGUGGUGCAGGAGAUCCUCCGAGAGCUCACGCUGGAUGCCCUGCUGGACAUGAACGAGGCCAAGGUGAAGGAGACGCUGCGGCGCUGUGGGGCCAGUGCGGAGGAGUGUGGCCGCCUGCAGUACGCCCUCACCUGCCUGCGGAAGGUGACAGGCCUGGGAAGGGAGCACAGAGAGGACUUGGGCUGGAGUUCGUUGGAUGCCCGGCGGGAAAGUGGCUCAGGGCCUUCCACGGACACCCUCUCACCAGCCAGCCUGCCCUGGCCCCCAGGGAGCACCCAGCUGGGCAGGAUGGGCAGCAAUGCCCAGGGUCCCCGCUCCGUCUCCGUGUCAGCUCUGCCCACCUCGGACUUCCCCACGCCUGGCCCCAGCGAGGGCCUCACGGACACCUGCAUCCCCCUGCACGCCAGUGGCCGGCUGACCCCCCGUGCCCUGCACAGCUUCAUCACCCCCCCAACCACGCCCCAGCUGCGACGGCACACCAAGCUGAAGCCGCCAAGGACGCCACCCCCUCCCAGCCGCAAGGUCUUCCAGCUGCUGCCCAGCUUCCCCACGCUCACCCGGAGCAAGUCCCAUGAGUCUCAGCUGGGGAACCGCAUUGACGAGGUCUCCCCAAGUACUUACUUGACGAGGUUUGGUAAGAGUGAUUCAUUUUCGUCCCCUCCCUCUGCCGCCGGGAGCGAUCUCCCCCACGGCUCCCCACAGAUGGUACGGAGGGACAUCGGGCUCUCGGUGACGCACAGGUUCUCCACCAAGUCCUGGCUGUCGCAGGUCUGCCACGUGUGCCAGAAGAGCAUGAUGUUUGGAGUGAAGUGCAAGCAUUGCAGGUUGAAGUGUCAUAACAAGUGCACCAAGGAAGCCCCCGCCUGCCGGAUAUCCUUCCUUCCAAUAGCUCGGAUUCGGAGGACGGAAUCUGUCCCUUCGGACAUCAACAACCCGGUGGACAGGGCAGCCGAGCCCCAUUUCGGAACCCUCCCCAAGGCACUGACAAAGAAGGAGCACCCUCCAACCAUGAACCACCUGGACUCCAGCAGCAACCCGUCCUCCACCACAUCCUCCACGCCCUCCUCGCCGGCUCCCUUCCCAACAUCGUCCAACCCAUCCAGUGCCACCACGCCCCCCAACCCCUCGCCCGGCCAGCGGGACAGCAGGUUCAACUUCCCAGCUGCCUACUUCAUUCAUCAUAGACAGCAGUUUAUCUUUCCAGACAUUUCCGCGUUUCCACCGGCAGCCCCGUUCCCCGAUUCAGCGGACAGUACCCGGCUCGACGACCAGCCGAAGGCAGACGUGUUGGAGGAUCAUGAAGUAGAGGCCGAGGAGCCGGAGGCUGGCAAGUCAGAGGCAGAAGACGACGAGGACGAGGUGGACGACCUGCCGAGCUCCCGCCGCACCUGGCGGGGCCCCAUCUCCCGCAAGGCCAGCCAGACCAGCGUGUACCUGCAGGAGUGGGACAUCCCCUUCGAGCAGGUGGAGCUGGGCGAGCCCAUCGGGCAGGGCCGCUGGGGCCGCGUGCACCGUGGCCGCUGGCACGGCGAGGUGGCCAUCCGCCUGCUGGAGAUGGACGGCCACAACCAGGACCACCUGAAGCUGUUCAAGAAAGAGGUGAUGAACUACCGGCAGACGCGGCACGAGAACGUGGUGCUCUUCAUGGGGGCCUGCAUGAACCCGCCCCACCUGGCCAUCAUCACCAGCUUCUGCAAGGGGCGGACGUUACACUCGUUUGUGAGGGACCCCAAGACAUCGCUGGACAUCAACAAAACGCGGCAGAUCGCUCAGGAGAUCAUCAAGGGCAUGGGCUAUCUGCAUGCCAAGGGCAUCGUGCACAAGGAUCUCAAAUCCAAGAAUGUCUUCUAUGACAACGGCAAAGUGGUCAUCACCGACUUUGGGCUGUUUGGGAUGUCGGGCGUGGUCCGAGAGGGACGGCGUGAGAACCAGCUGAAGCUGUCACAUGACUGGCUGUGCUACUUGGCUCCUGAGAUCGUGCGUGAGAUGACGCCCGGGAAAGAAGAGGAUCAGCUGCCGUUCUCCAAAGCUGCUGACGUCUAUGCAUUCGGGACCGUUUGGUAUGAGCUGCAAGCAAGAGACUGGCCCUUUAAGAACCAAGCCGCAGAGGCCUUGAUCUGGCAGAUCGGAAGUGGAGAGGGAAUGAAGCGAGUCCUGGCCUCCGCCAGCCUGGGGAAGGAGGUCACGGAGAUCCUGUCCGCCUGCUGGGCUUUCGACCUGCAGGAGAGGCCCAGCUUCACGCUGCUGAUGGAAAUGCUGGAGAAACUGCCCAAGCUGAACCGGCGGCUCUCCCACCCUGGGCACUUCUGGAAGUCUGCUGAGUUGUAGGCCUGGCUGCCUCGCAUGUGCCUGGGGCUUUCUUCCUCCUAAUCGUCACUCGGCACCUCGACUCCUGCUCAAAUGCAAACCGAGAGGCGGGCACUAACCCGGGGACGCCAUCUCUGCCGCUCCACCUUCUCUCCUGAGGCCUCCUCUUUUGCUUUGUUUGUUUUAAAAACUGGCCCCUCCGUCUCCAUGGCCUGCGUGUGACUGAAUACCUGGUGUCCGCGGAGGACCCCCUAACAGCUCCCCCCAGAAGGCCCUGGACGCGGCUGCACCCUCUCUAGCUCUUCCUCUGCGGGUGCUAGCGUGUUUUGUUGGGUGGCCCUGCCUCCUACUAACAGCUCAGUGAGACCUGUGCCCUCCCCCCACCCUGCCAACCUGCACGUUGCCAACCCCAGCACGUCGGCCUCCCAGUGGCUGGGUCCAAAGAACAGGGGGAGGGGGUGUGCUUGGCUAUUAACCGUAGGGGAUCUUGUCCAGCAAGGAGUGGGGCGAUUUCAGAGCUGCGCAGGGCCGUCCCCUCUGCAGGGCUGCCGGUGGUGGACACCCCAAGGUCUGUUGCCGUAAAAGACACCAGCUUGGAAGGACUGCUCAGCAGCGCUCAGGGGGGUCGUCUGAAAGCAAGGGGCCUGUCUCCAAACAGUUUCACUGAUGAAAGCAAAGCUCCUGCCCCCUCCCUCCCGCAACGUUGCUCCCUUUACAUCUGCCCAGUGGGGAUGGCAAUUUCCAGACCCUGAGUCAGCUCAUCGAGAGUGUGAUUGGCUGGGCACCCAGAGUCCCUGCGUUGUUGCCAAAUGCAGAUUCCUGGGCCCCCAGGACCCGAUCCUGGUCUCUGGAGACCGUCCCUGAGCACUGCGUGCUUCCAGGUGGCCCUCCGAUGUGUGAGGCCCACUUCUCACAGGAGCUGGUGAUGUCACUCAGCUCUGGGGUCGGGUGCCCUUCUCCCAGUUCCUCUGGGAGCACGCGCUUCCCUGGGCUGUGGUGAGAAGUCAGCUCAGAGGAGCCCAUGGCAGGUACUCGCUCUGGGAGCUGGGGGCUGUAAGAUGCACAAGCCGCCGCCCUCCAGCGGGCGUGUGGCCAAGGCUGGGCUCCCGACCCAGCACGACCAGGAGCAGCUCUGUCGAGACUACAGCCGUUGGCUGUGGAAUCAUUCUCCCUUCUUGGUGGGCUGGGUCCUCUGUGAGCUUCUGGCAUUGGCCCACUCCUUAGCUCAUGUCACCCUAACCUGACCAAGACCAGCGGGGCUGUAACCCUUGUUUUUGUUCCUCUUUGCAGCAUUAACAGCAGCAAAGUUGUACCCCGGUUUGAGAGGUUUGGCUUGGGCGCCCUGGAGGCCAGUAAUCCAAAGAUGUAGCCAGCUGUGCAGUUUCCCCGCCGAUUUCCUCCUUUUUCAAAGUGUUUCUAAAACAUCCACACAACCUCCACCACAAAAAGCAGCACUCGCCGCUGAAACGUCCGCCCGCCGCUCUCCCAAGCACCGCAAGCCAGGAGCCUGCGUUCUGGGCUCAGACCUGUUUGUGUGCAGAAAACACCAGGGUCUCGGAGACGGAGCUGCACCUGCUGUUUCUUAAAGUGACAUCACCAACAACCAAACCUGUCCCGACGGGCAGCCAAUGUUUACAUGUGCGAUGUUUUACAAUAGGUAAUAAUAAAAGCGGGCUGUGCGGAGGGGCGCCGGCCCGCCGGCCGGGACAGCAGACGUGGUUCCCCUGUGGAGAGCCCUGUGGGCAGGGAGCCCGCGCUGGGCCGCAGGAAGGAAAGCCUCAAUGUUGUGGACGUUUUGGGGACAGGAUGGAGGACCACAGAUCUGACCUCGCCUCUGCUUUGGCCCUAAAUCCUGUUGGGGGGGCGGGGGAAGCUCCCUCAGCCGGGGUCUCCCCUCGUCCCUUCCUCCUCUUGCAAAGGAAACCCUGGCUGGGAACCGAGCUGGAAUACGAGGGUCCCCAGAUCCCAGAGAGCUGGGUUCACCUCUGACCCCUGCAGUUCAGCCCACCCCAGCUGGAAAGGCAGAGACGGAUCAAACCCGAGUAACAUCUGCACUGAUCCAGUGGUUCCACCUUCUGCAGCGAAGUUUCCUUCCUACCCGCAGGGAGGCAGCCAGGGCCGCGGCUUUUUAGACACAGCUGAGUCCCUGACUGACAUUUGAUUUGACCCCAGAGCGAAGGCCGUGUGUGCCGUGAAGGCUCCGUGAGGACAAGGAAGGUGCGGGGGGAGGAGAAGCAGCAGUGGGUCCCCGAGCCCCCUCCCAGCCUCAGUGUUACCUGGCUGGCCCCUUAGGAACCCAUCCUCAGUCACCCCAAGGCCUGGAGCCGCCCAUCUCUUCCCCCGGCCCCAGUCCUGUUGAAGCCCCUCAGCCCACUCCUGGCUCCCCCACUCUCCAUGUGCAGAGCUAAGAUGGGAGGCGUGUGCCCCCCCUUUCAUGAGAGCCCCCCAGCCUCCAGAGCCUUCCCCAGCUACGAGUCAGGCCUCCCUGUCAGGCCUCCGUUUGAACCAGGACCGCCCGUGAUGGGAGAGCGUCCUGCCUGUCUUCAUUGGAAGCUGCCGCCUCAAGAGACAAGUUCCACGCGGCAAAGAAGCCCGUCAGUGGACGUUCUGUCCUACGAGGCUCCCAGCCAGAAAUGACCAAGGGGGGUGAGAGUGGCCGUGUGGUUGGGUUCAGGCCCAGAACCUGUGUCCGUGCUCUGAGCCAAGAUGGGAGGAGGUGGUCCUCCCACCCCUUUCACUCAUGCCCCUAGCAAAGCUCCCAAUCGUCAGAGCCGCCCUCCCCCUUCCUGGUCUGACCAAAAUGCCGUAUGAAACGGGCCUCUGCCCAGACGCUGAGGGCUGUGGGCCCGUCUCCAGGCCAGGCCAGCACCCUGGCUGAGCGGUACUUGGAGAGCACAGUUGCCGGGCAAUGCAAGGUACCCGGCUCCCACUGCCCGUCCGCCCUCCGGAUGGGAGCGCCUCCCCACCUCCCAGUUAGGGUGUGGGAGGAAGAUGGGAGCUGGAAACCAGUGGCUUUGGCUUGUGUGGGUCUGUCCUCUGGGGGUGUCUGUUUCUCCCAUCAUGCCUUUGGCUUCCCCCAUCAGCCCUCUACAAGGUCACCCCCACCCUCAUCACAGUGUGUGACUGCUGCCUCUCGGCUUCCCCCUCUGAGCCCGAGGCCGUGCUGGUGAGCCCUGGGCUUGGGCAGCAGCGGAGCACACGGGGCUCAGCGCCUCCUUCGCCCACGAGAGUUAGUCUGCGUUUUGUUUUUUCUCAUGAGUGUGACACUCGUGGGUCAGCUCAAGAAGCGUUUGUUGAGCAGCUACUGUGCUCUGUGCAAGUGCCGGGGGCCUGGUGAUAAGACAGGCACCGUCUCCACCCUGAUGGAACUGACGGUCUGCCAGGAACCCCAAGAGUGUAGCUGAGCGUCUGGGGGGCACCUCUUCUCCAAGGCCCCAGGCAGCCUCCCCACGCAUAGCCCGAGCCUUUGCACUCCCCGUCAUUUAGGAGAAACACCUCGGAAAGCCCCCCCAGUGGCCCCCUGCCCUGUGUUUCCAUGACUGUGAAUGAGGCUGGGAAGACGUGCGUGCCCUCCGUGUGCCCUCCCUUCCUGCCUUGGAAACAUGGAGGACGACAGAUACUGUGAAUUCAGCCUCACGGCCAACUGUGAAGGGGAAGGAGAAGCUGGGAGGCCUCCUUGGAGAGAGCUCUGGGGCUGCAGACGUCCGCACUGGGGUCAGAGUGGAGCCCAAGCACUGGCCCUUCAGGGCCCCCCCAGUUCCAGCCUCACCUCCAAAGUCCCGAGGUCUGUGUCCCCACUGCCUUUAGCCACCAGAGCCGCAGCCACUGGGUCUCCAUCCAACUUGAGGUCCUGAACCCCAGCGAGUCCCUGUUUGUCGUGAGCGGUGUGUAGCAAAGUGACCUCUCCAUGUCACCAAACUAAAGACAGGCACGGGGCCCUGGACUCUGCCCCCUCCCAGCGUUUCCUGUGACGUCGGAGGGAGUGGCGCCCUGAAGCCUGUGUUCGGUGUCGAUUUGGGGGCAGGUGGAGACAUAACUGUGAAGCCGAACCGGGAGCUUGUGGGCUUCGGCGACGUCAGCCGGGAUCUCGUCAGCGCGCGCACCCCCUGUGUCUCCUGUGGCCGCGGGGCACACACUUGCUCUUUUGAAUGUGAUGUAAAAUUUGUACAGGAAAAGUUUUUAUAUUUUCUACCAACUGCAUUUGUCUUCCAGAAAUGCUAUUAAUUUAAAUUAAAACGAUGAGUAUUAACGAACGUGCUCUAUCACUUUUUGCCACUGGCAAGAACACACCCUCUGCCAGGCCAAGCCUGGCAUCUGGAGUUUGAAUAAAACUGUACCAAGGUG
Messenger RNA from Myotis daubentonii (Daubenton's bat), 7244 nucleotides. RefSeq names its product kinase suppressor of ras 1 (gene KSR1). The record is from RefSeq and is a predicted model, not a curated record. Gene Ontology annotation, molecular function: ATP binding; protein kinase activity. Gene Ontology annotation, cellular component: endoplasmic reticulum; cytoplasm; membrane. Lineage: Eukaryota; Metazoa; Chordata; Mammalia; Chiroptera; Vespertilionidae. Gene Ontology annotation, biological process: Ras protein signal transduction; protein phosphorylation.